UUCUGCUUCUCUCUGUCUGUCUGUCUGUCUGUCUCCCUCUGCAGGAGCCGGGCCCCUUCUCCUCUUGCUUCCUAUCUGUCCGCUCCUGCUCCUCCUCUCCCCCUCAAAACCUGCCUUUGCUGCUUCUGCCCUCACCUGCUCUGGGGCCAUGGGAGCACUGCUGGGACUCCUGGCGCUGCUGCUGUGGGGCACUGGGGCCGAGGGCCCAGCCAAGAAGGUGCUGACGCUGGAGGGGGACCUGGUGCUGGGCGGGCUGUUCCCCGUGCACCAGAAGGGCGGCCCGGCCGAGGAGUGCGGGCCCGUCAACGAGCACCGCGGCAUCCAGCGCCUGGAGGCCAUGCUGUUCGCGCUGGACCGCAUCAACCGCGACCCGCGCCUGCUUCCGGGCGUGCGCCUGGGCGCGCACAUACUGGACACCUGCUCCAAGGACACGUACGCCCUGGAGCAGGCCCUGGACUUCGUGCGCGCCUCGCUCAGCCGGGGCGCCGACGGCUCACGCCACGUCUGCCCCGACGGCUCCUAUGCCACCAACGACGAUGCUCCCACUGCCAUCACCGGUGUCAUCGGCGGCUCCUACAGUGACGUCUCCAUCCAGGUGGCCAACCUCCUGCGGCUGUUUCAGAUCCCGCAGAUCAGCUACGCGUCCACCAGUGCCAAGCUGAGCGACAAGUCCCGCUACGACUACUUUGCCCGCACGGUGCCCCCCGACUUCUUCCAGGCUAAGGCCAUGGCCGAGAUCCUUCGCUUCUUCAACUGGACCUACGUGUCCACCGUGGCGUCCGAGGGCGACUACGGCGAGACGGGCAUCGAGGCCUUCGAGCUGGAGGCCCGCGCCCGCAACAUCUGCGUGGCCACCUCGGAGAAGAACAACAGCCGCAACCCCUGGUUCCGCGAGUUCUGGGAGCAGAGGUUCCGCUGCAGCUUCCGGCGGCGGGACUGCGCGGCCCACUCCCUGCGGGCCGUGCCCUUCGAGCAGGAGUCCAAGAUCAUGUUCGUGGUCAACGCCGUGUACGCCAUGGCCCACGCGCUGCACAACAUGCACCGCGCCCUCUGCCCCAACACCACCCGCCUCUGCGACGCCAUGCGGCCCGUCAGCGGGCGGCGCCUCUACAAGGACUUCGUGCUCAACGUCAAGUUCGAUGCCCCCUUCCGCCCAGCCGGCACCCACUGCAACCACCGCGACGCCAGCAUGCUGGGCUCGCUGGCCUACAACGUGCUGCUCAUCGCGCUCUGCACGCUGUACGCCUUCAAGACCCGCAAGUGCCCUGAGAACUUCAACGAGGCCAAGUUCAUCGGCUUCACCAUGUACACCACCUGCAUCAUCUGGCUGGCCUUCCUGCCCAUCUUCUACGUCACCUCCAGCGACUACCGGGUGAGCUACACGGACCUCAGGGAGGUUCAGGCCCUGCCUGAGGGCACUCAGCUUGCAAGUGUAGAGCAGGGUCUGAACUGACAACCUUAACAGUUAAAGGAGCAGGAAACCAAGGCCAGAGCCCCUGCAAAGGCCCUUCCCCCGGGACAGAGGUACGGUGGGCGGUGCUGGGGGCCAGGGUCUGCUGGGCUUGGCUGCUGUGCACCUGCUGGGCCGCCUGCCUGGGAGGUGGAGGCAGGGCCGGGCGGGAAUGGCUCUCACUCAGCCUGCAUUUGCAUAGGAUUUGCAUGCUCAUCACAGGUGGCUAAGGACUCACCUGAGACACAGAGUAUUCACACAUCCAUCGGCAUACAAACAUGCAUGUAUUUCCACACUCACACACAUGUGCACACCUCAGUACACCUGGCACACACCCCCCUCGUCCCACCUGCACACACUCCCCACCCCCUGCAUACACAUGCCCAACAGAUACACAUGCACUUACACACAUGCCCUCCAUACCUGCGUCCCUCCACACACAUG
Molecule: messenger RNA, 1894 nt
Organism: Myotis davidii
Lineage: Eukaryota; Metazoa; Chordata; Mammalia; Chiroptera; Vespertilionidae
Gene: GRM2
Product: glutamate receptor, metabotropic 2
Exons: 6
Coding region: 149-1453 (434 amino acids)
Biological process (GO): G protein-coupled glutamate receptor signaling pathway; regulation of synaptic transmission, glutamatergic
Cellular component (GO): membrane
Molecular function (GO): group II metabotropic glutamate receptor activity
Source: RefSeq, a predicted model, not a curated record